Penaeus indicus is the source of this 647-nucleotide messenger RNA. Its product is annotated as H/ACA ribonucleoprotein complex subunit 2-like protein. NCBI's taxonomy places the organism in Eukaryota, Metazoa, Arthropoda, Malacostraca, Decapoda, Penaeidae. The annotation marks the transcript as partial. The record is from RefSeq and is a predicted model, not a curated record. The transcript has 2 exons.
UUUGCAGCUUCCCAGCACCAGGGGUACCUGCAUGAUGGUCUGAAGGAAGUCCAAGGAAAGAUUCGCAAAGGGUCAACAGGAAUUGUGAUAUUUGCUGGUGAUGUAUCCCCAAUAGAAGUUAUGUGUCACCUUCCUGCCGUUUGUGAAGAGAAGGACCUGCCAUACAUAUACACACCUUCCAAACAAGACCUAGGAACUGCAAUGGGACGAAAGAGAUGCUCAGUCAUGGUGCUUAUUCGAGAGCACAGUGAUUAUCAGGAUUUGUAUGAUAAAGUACUUGAAGAAAUUAACAAAGUGCCCAAAGUAUUUUAGGCUGACUUUUUGUUUGUGCUCUGCUAGAUUUGUUUUCUUUUAUAUUUUCUCUAUCUUUUAUUAUCAUCUUGGAAAGUAUUCCGAUUACUUUUGUAUACACAAAUAUUUCUUAACAUUCCUUGUCAAUGUUUAUUAAUUUUUCAGAAUUGUAGAGUUCAGUUCAAGAAUUUAUAUUUUGUUAUGAUCAGGAUUUCUUGAUAUUUUUUGUUUUAAUUUAUAUUCCCACUGUGAUGAGAACUUUUAGGAAAUAUUUGUUUGUUUUCAUAGGUACUUCAUUUUCAAGUACAUAUUUGUAUAGAAUAAGUAUUCAUAAUAAAAAGUCUUUUUAAAAUAAA